Molecule: messenger RNA, 2727 nt
Organism: Cervus elaphus (red deer)
Lineage: Eukaryota; Metazoa; Chordata; Mammalia; Artiodactyla; Cervidae
Gene: CLN5
Product: CLN5 intracellular trafficking protein
Exons: 4
Coding region: 139-1218 (359 amino acids)
Biological process (GO): lysosome organization
Cellular component (GO): lysosome; lysosomal membrane
Molecular function (GO): hydrolase activity, acting on glycosyl bonds
Source: RefSeq, a predicted model, not a curated record
CUCAGCCCCGGCGCGCCGGGCAGGGGGCGGGGCCGCGGGUGGACUGCCGCCCGGGUCUCGGGUUCUGCGCAUGCUCCGCUCGCCGGCUCUCCUAGGUUUCGGGGCUGGGGAGGCGCCGCCCGCAGCGGCAGCCGUCACAUGGCGCAGGCGGGGAGCGCCGGUCCGGGGGCCUGGGGACGGCGGGGCGCGGGCGCAGGUGCGGGCCCGGAGCGCGCGCCUUGGCGCUGGGCCCCCGCGCUGCUCUGGCUGGCGGCGGCGACGGCGGCGGUGGCGGGCGACGCCUCCCGGCGCCAGUGGCCGGUGCCCUACAAACGCUUCUCCUUCCGUCCGGAACCAGAUCCUUAUUGUCAAGCUAAAUAUACUUUCUGUCCCACUGGUUCCCCCAUCCCUGUGAUGAAGGAUGAUGAUGUCAUUGAAGUCUUUCGAUUACAAGCCCCAGUGUGGGAAUUUAAGUACGGAGACCUUCUGGGACACUUGAAAAUUAUGCACGAUGCCAUUGGAUUCAGGAGUACUUUAAUGGAGAAGAACUACACAAUGGAAUGGUAUGAACUCUUCCAACUUGGAAACUGCACGUUUCCCCAUCUCCGACCUGAAAUGAACGCCCCUUUCUGGUGUAAUCAAGGAGCUGCCUGCUUUUUUGAAGGGAUUGAUGAUAGCCACUGGAAGGAAAAUGGGACGUUAGUUCUAGUAGCAACCAUAUCAGGAGACAUGUUUAACAAAAUGGCAAAGUGGGUAAAACAGGACAAUGAAACAGGGAUUUAUUAUGAGACAUGGACUGUCCAAGCCAGCCCAGAAAAGGGGGCGGAGAAAUGGUUUGAAUCCUACGAUUGUUCCAAAUUUGUGUUAAGGACCUAUGAGAAAUUGGCUGAACUUGGAGCAGACUUCAAGAAGAUAGAAACCAACUAUACAAGGAUAUUUCUUUACAGUGGAGAACCUACUUAUCUGGGAAAUGAAACAUCUGUUUUUGGGCCAACAGGAAACAAGACUCUUGCUUUAGCCAUAAAAAGAUUUUAUUACCCUUUCAAACCACAUUUGUCAACUAAAGAAUUUCUGUUGAGUCUCUUGCAAAUUUUUGAUGCAGUAGUUAUACACAGGGAGUUCUAUUUGUUUUAUAAUUUUGAAUAUUGGUUUUUACCUAUGAAAUCCCCUUUUAUUAAAAUAACAUAUGAAGAAAUCCCUUUACCUAACAGAAAAAACAGAACACUCUCUGGUUUAUAAAACCUUAAAUCUACUGCUUUUCUUUCUACCAGCACAUCAGUUUUUCAGGGAGUGGUUUUACAAAUGUGGGAUUUCUUAGGCCUUUCUUCCUUGGGGCAGAAAGCUAACAUACUCAUGGGCAGCAUUGCUUGCAUAAUGGUACCUCAGGAAAUUUUUUGGAAAGCUGUAAACUUUUACCAUAUUGGCCAAAGUGAACCCCUAAGGUGAUCUGGAUUUCAAUCUCCAAGCCUUCAUUCAUAUGGAGAAUAGGAUCUUUGGACUCAAUGUUACAUUGUGGAUAUGGUGUGCCAAGGCUUAAAUUAAAAUACCCUUGGUGACAUUCUCAGGGUGGGAGCUACUUUUCAAGGUAUGAUGGUUACGCACUUUCUCAUUUAAUGGACUUUAUAUAGCCUUUUAAACUUCAGGAACCAGGUCUUGCAGUUUGAUUUUGUUGUAUUCACUUAACCUUAAAGCGUAAUUUGGACACCAUAGCUGGAGUGGUUGUGUGCAGAUGCAGUAAAAUCAGUGGUAAAGAGCACAGAUCUCCAGCUAACAUUUCAGAACUAGCCAGUAACCAGCAAUUUGUGAUUUAAGCAACUUAACAUUUCCUAACGUCAGUUUCCUCAUCUCUAAAGCAAUUCAUCUGUCAGGACUAUUGUCAAGACUGAAGCCAUGUGUAGUUUGGCCUAGUGAGGUCACAAUAAGUGGUUAACUGUAAUGACUAAUCAAAAAAGAAACUGCCAUCCUUGAUCUUGUCUCAUGUGGUUUACAUGCCAGUCUCUCCUGAUUUUGUAAUAACCACUCAGACUUUGAACUGGCAGCUUAACGCUCUGCACUUCUUCAAACAUACAGGUCGUGGAAGCACCUGACUGCAUGUUAUGUCUGGGUGAACAGGCACCCUCUUAACUCCUUCACUGCCUUACAGUCCUUCCGCCACACACUAAAGCUGCAGCAGUAGAAGGAGUUACACUUCCCAGAGAGAGGGCAGGUUUUUGUCAGGGAUCACCAGGUAGCUGUGCUUCUCUUAGGGCCCUCAAACAAGGUGUCAAGGUCCUUCAAGUGUCUGAUGAUCAACUGAACACCUUAUUUCUAUUCAUGGGAAAAAAUACUAGUCAGUAAAAUGAUGCAGAGAUCAGAGGAAACAGUCUGGAUUUAAUAUUUAAAUAUACCAAUCCUAUUCUGUUUCUGCCCACAUUUGAGUACUUCCUAAGAGGUUAGCACAUUGAGUUUUUAUAAAAAGCCUAAGCAUAGGUACUGUUUACAUGAUUCAAAUGAGGAAACGGACCUUUCCACAGCUACCCAGCUGGUGGUAACGGAGCCUCAUUUUGAAUCAGGUUCUGCUGACCGGAUGGGAUGCACUGUCGAGCAAGGUUUUUCAGCGCUACUCAAAGUGUGGUCCUCAGACCAAUGCCUGGACCAAAUGUGCCUAGCCCCGUAUGUUACUGGUCUGCGAGGAGGUACUCUGAAAGCAACUUGUUGGACUAAUUUUGUUUCUGUUGAAUCUUAAUAAAAAAAAAACUGGGGCUUGUA